AUGUCUUCCACCAUGGAAUCGAUAUCACAAGCAUCCCAAAGCGUCUCACCGCGCCCUCCCCGAUCCAAACGUGGCCGUCUCUCUUUGGCGUGUACUCAAUGUCGUAAGCGCAAAGUGCGAUGCGACGCGACAACCCCCAAGUGUCGCAAUUGCGUUCUACGAGGCGAUGAAUGCACAACUUUCGACCCACGACGACCCAAUGCUGUAGCAGUGAGAAAAUGGCCACACAAGAGUUCACAGAGCACAUCGACGCUAUCUCCCGUCCAGCGCAGAGCUUCAGUCGUUAGCCAGCACAGCUCCCCGGCUUCGCUUAUUGGGUCGCAACAUGCUGCCUCGACACCUUUAUCGGCGAGUGGCAAUAAAGAGAGGGUUCCGUCGUGGAUUGAGCGCGCAUACCAAGAGGUUCAGACUUCGCCCGAGAGCGGGACUGAUGGACAGACAAAUGACAGCCCUGAUGUCGUUAUGAACACCGAUGAGUCGUCGCAUCGCAUAAAGUACAUGGGUUCCAGUAGCUUACAAUGCCUCACCCGCUUCAUUGAUCUCUUUCUCCAGCGACGAGGACUAGAUCCCAUUGGCAGACAUUUCCGCUGGGGCAUGUGCUUUACUGAGGAAUUUUCGCUGCCCUUAGUACCGAGCUUGCCAGACCUACCAAGCAUGUCCGUCAUGGAGCCCUGUAUAAAGAAAUACUUCAGCCGCACGCAUCCUCUAAUACCGGUACUCGAUCAUACAGAGUUCAUAUCCGAUGUUUUACGCUUUUCCGAUCUACAACAAACGUGUCAAAGUGGCCUCCAAGGCGCAAUAACUUCUGUGGAUGCACCUGCUCUCGUUGCAAUAUAUGCUGUGUUGAGUAUUGGUAUGGAUGAUCACGAAGGCACAAUAUCACCUACAGCCACAGGCUAUCUUACAGGUGCUUAUUCUCUAGUUAGCCACUUACUGAGCUUCCCAUAUAUGAGCUCUGUCCAAGCCCUUGUUCUGCUAGCUGUGGCUAUGCGUGCAAGAGGGAAAGACGGCCAAUGUUGGCAUUUACUUGGCCAAGCGAUCCGGAUAGGCUACUCGCUGGGUUUUCACCGAAAGAUUGUUAUAUCGAACCCUAACGAGGACUCCGGAAAUCAAGUUGACCGUCAACUGCACUCUAGAGUCUGGUGGUCAUGCUAUGCGUUGGAGAAAUCCAUGCAGCUGGAGACAGGCCGACCUAGUGCCAUAGAAAUCACCGAUUGUGAUCAGCCACUACCAGAUAAGAGCAGCGGGUUGAAUACAUGUUUUAUCAGAUGGGUGUCUCUUUCUCUACUGGUCGGAAAGAUCAGCGAGCAUAUCUUCCAGAGGAGAGCAGAGAGUGCUCUUGAGUUCUUGUCGGGUAUUGCACAGCUAGAUCAGGCACUGAUUGACUGGCUUGACGAAGGGACAGAGGACGCGAAGACAAACCAAAACGCAAAGAGCUCAGAAGAGAAGUCAUUUGCCGUCUUUUUGUCUUUGCAGUUCCAUCAGGCUCAAAUCACUCUUCUACGAGCAUCACUAAUAUUCCCUGAAACCUCGUUCCAGAAUCAGGUUCAGAGGCACGAGUCCAAGAUUCAGAGUAUCUCUCGACUGUUGCAAAGUCAGAUUACCUGCGUCGAGGCUGCGCGAACCAUUAUAACCCAAGUCGCCGAGUUUGCAGACUGUCAACCCGACUUUUUACUAUUGACUCCGACUCCGACUUUCUUGGCAGCCGUGACACUUGCACUUCAAACCUUUAAGAAACCACAUAAGCGAAUGGGUCGAUCAGAUGGCGAGCUUGUAAGGAUAGGAUCUGACUACGUUGCUGAGUGUUACCGACGCGUCGGUCAACACAGCGAGUUCGUCAAAGGCGUGUUGGAACUAUCACUGCGCGUGAACCAAGUCUUGUCCGGUGACAGCUCAACUAUUCAGACACCGAGAUUGUCGCAACAGGACUCUCAAGAUGCGAGUCUUGAUCAAAGAAUGUUGUCGCCAAGCCAAUUCUGCGAUACCAAUGUUGAUUCGCUCGUGUUCGACCCGUUAGAGUAUUUCCAGGAUCCGUUUCAAGCGAUGCCGUUAGACCACUUCUGGGCGGUAAUGGAGAGCGACUUCGCAACCAUUGGUGAUCAGGGCAUGUGUUGA
Messenger RNA from Fusarium venenatum, 2115 nucleotides. RefSeq names its product fungal-specific transcription factor domain-containing protein. NCBI's taxonomy places the organism in Eukaryota, Fungi, Ascomycota, Sordariomycetes, Hypocreales, Nectriaceae. Gene Ontology annotation, molecular function: DNA binding; DNA-binding transcription factor activity, RNA polymerase II-specific; zinc ion binding. The record is from RefSeq and is a predicted model, not a curated record. Gene Ontology annotation, biological process: regulation of DNA-templated transcription; DNA-templated transcription.